AUGCAUUUUCAUUUGCCUUUUACUUCCCAAUAUUUUUUGUUUUCACCUCCCCUCUUUCUUUCUUUCUUUCUUUCUUUCUUUCUUUCUUUCUUUCUUUCUUUCUUUCUUUCUUUCCUGUCCCUCUAUUUUCCUUUUUUCUGUCUCUUUCUUGAUUUCUUUCACUUUGUCUCUCUUUUAUUUUUUCCAUCUACUUCCUCUGUUUUUCUCUACUCAAUGUCUCUUUCUUUCUUUUUUUUCAGUUUCUUUCUAAAUAUUUAUAUUUGUUUCUCUCCUCGUUUGUUUUCUUCUUUUUCUCUUUCCUCCUCUCUUUCUAAUUUUGUUUUUCUCUUUCUUUCCUUCUUUCUUUCCUUCUUUCUUUCCUUCUUUCUUUCUUUCUUUCUUUCUUUCUUUCUUUCUUUCUUUCUUUCUUUCUUUCUUUCAGCCACUCCUUUAUUUUUUUUACGUCUUUAUUUUCAAAUCAUUUUUAUUUUCCACCCUUUCCAGACUUUUCCACCUUUAUUUUCUCCAGGGAAUUUUCCUCUUAAUAAAUGCAAUUAUUUUAAUUUCCUCAUUCAUUCUUUUCCUUCUAUUCCUUCGUUCCUCUCUGUGUAUCUAUCUGUCUCUCUUUUCCUCUGUGUGUGUGCAUGA
Acanthosepion pharaonis is the source of this 627-nucleotide messenger RNA. NCBI's taxonomy places the organism in Eukaryota, Metazoa, Mollusca, Cephalopoda, Sepiida, Sepiidae. The record is from the annotation of a GenBank genome assembly.